UUGUGGUAACAUUUAAUCAAAACGGCCUGUAUUUCAAUAUGGUAUUUUUGUCUUGUUUAUUUUUAUAACCAAAGUUUAAAAAUCAUAAAAAUGAUAAAUUAACAAUGAAAGAAUUGUUUAUUAAAUUUUAUUAUCAAUUCUAACCUUUAUAGUUAUUUAUUAACAAUUAAACUUUCCUUUAAGAAAAAAAUCCACCAUAUAUAAUGCUUCCAUUAUCACAUAAAGAUUCAAAAGGGAUUUGCAAUAAAAUCGGAGAAAAACUUUACGAUUGGAGAAGGCUAAUUUUUGCUGACAAAAAUACCCGUAAUUUAUUUUUAUUCCUACUUCUCAAUCUCUCUUUUGCAUUUGUCGAAUUGAUGUAUGGAAUAUGGACGAACAGUUUGGGAUUAAUAUCUGAUAGUUUUCACAUGUUUUUCGAUUGUACUGGAUUAUUAGCUGGAUUAGUUGCAUCAGUAAUAACAAAAUGGAGAGCUAAUGAACGAUAUUCAUAUGGAUAUGUGCGAGCGGAAGUUUUGGCUGGAUUUGUUAAUGGACUAUUUUUAUUAUUUAUUGCAUUUUUCAUCAUGUCUGAAGCUGUAGAAAGAGCUAUCGAACCUCCAGAAGUCAAACACGAAAGAUUAUUCGUGGUGUCUGUAUUAGGACUUUUAGUAAAUUUAGUUGGAAUUUAUGCAUUCCAACAUGGACAUGGACAUGGACACGGAGGACAUGGACAUAGUCACGGAGGAGCUCCUUUACUAGGUGGAAAUCAUGAACAUGGACAUUCUCAUGGCCAUAAUCAUAAUAGCUAUCAGUAUUUACACAACCACAAUCAUUCUCAUGAUCAUGAUCACAGUGAAAUGGAACUAGAUGUAUCAACUGGAAAAAAUUCCCAAAUAAUGAAAGGAGUAUUUUUACAUAUUUUGGCUGAUACUCUUGGUUCAGUGGGUGUAAUUAUUUCAGCAGUAUUGAUGCAAUUAUUUGGAUGGAUGAUUGCGGAUCCAAUCUGCUCUAUGUUUAUAGCGUUAAUGAUAAUGUUAAGUGUAUUGUCUCUUAUCAAAGAAUCGGCGAUAAUUCUUAUGCAAAGACAGCCUACAGGAUUAGAUCAUGUUUUAAAACAAUGUUAUAAUAAAGUGAUUCAGUUAACUGGAGUGUACGGUAUUCAAGAAACUCAUUUUUGGACGUUAUGCUCAGAUGUUUAUGUUGGUACAGUAAAGUUAGAAGUAGCAAGGACAGCUGAUCCAAAAUAUGUUGUGGCUCAUACUGAAAUGAUAUUCCAAACGAUUGGAGUCAAAUAUCUAACCAUUCAGUUAGAUUAUGCCUCAAUGUGAUAUGUCUUUAUAAUAAAUUAAGUUAUCAAUGACCAAUCAAAUGAUCACAUUCAAAAUAUCCGUAUGUGGUGCUUUUUAUGAAAUUUUUAAAUACAAUUGGCCAUUAACAUUUUUUGAAAUAUAUUAAAAAUAGUAAUCAUUAUUAAUUCCAUUAGUAUAUUCUUUUCAUUACUUUCAUAUAAUAGUAUCAAUUUAUUAAUAAAAAACAUUUUAUUAAUGCAUUUUGGAGCAAUAUUUUGGAGUCAUUAAAAUUUAGAAUUCAAAAUUUAUUCCUUGUAAAUUUUAUCCUUCUAAAAUAUAUCAUAUCAACUGUUUUCUUUUCUUACAUGUUUAUCGAUAUAGAGUUUAUAAAAAAAGCUUAAUGAGAUCCAUUCAAUUUUCCUGUAUUUACGAAUGUUAUGUGUAUGUGAACUUACUUGUAAAUAUCUUUAAUCAUUCUUACUAAUUGCAGUGGUGUAUUCAUUUUUUUGAUAAGAUCCAAGGAAGUUCUAGUUAUAAGUGAAAGAAAAUAUAGCCAAUGAGUUAUAUUUUAAACUACGCAGCUAAUGAGUAAUGUUUUAACCGCAAUGUUAAGCUACUAUAGUUUGAGUGACAACAAGAUCAACAUCUAGAUUAAUUAAAUAGCUCCUUUACUAAAAUUGUAAAGUCUUUAAACUUCAGAGAAACUGAUGGCUAAAGUGAAUAUAAAUGUUGAUUCUUUGGUCAUCUAAACUACAUAUUUUUUUAUGUUGACUAUUAUUUUUAAUCUGCUAGUUUUUUUUUUAAAACAUUCUGCAAAGAAUCCAUUUUCCACCAUUUUAUAUAUUUGUUAAUUUCGUAUAAAAUAUAAUAGUUAAUUAUUUUUAAAGUCUUUUUGUAUU
This is a messenger RNA of Chelonus insularis, 2167 nucleotides long. It is a transcript of the gene ZnT86D, whose product is annotated as zinc transporter 86D. The record is from RefSeq and is a predicted model, not a curated record. Lineage: Eukaryota; Metazoa; Arthropoda; Insecta; Hymenoptera; Braconidae. Gene Ontology annotation, biological process: intracellular zinc ion homeostasis; zinc ion import into Golgi lumen. Bases 204 to 1307 code for a protein of 367 amino acids. Gene Ontology annotation, cellular component: cytoplasmic vesicle; membrane; Golgi apparatus. The transcript has 2 exons. Gene Ontology annotation, molecular function: zinc ion transmembrane transporter activity.